UGUUGAUACCUCAAGAUGAUAGUACUCAUAGUAACUCUAGCUCUAGCAGUAGGAACUCAAGCACAAAUAUGCUGUGUCCCUGCUCAGUGGGAAGGCACGGAGGGGACGAUUAUAGCUGUUUCUCAAAAUGAUACAGCAGACCCGACAAUAGUUACGGGCGCUAUAAGUGUUGCGUAUGAUGCCACUAACAAACGCGUGGCUGCAAUGUUGUACAUGAGUACAGGAGGAUAUAACACAAAUGUUGGUGUGAUUUUGAAUUAUGCACAGGGCAUUCAAUAUACAGUCAGCGGUAAUAACUGCACUAGAACACCUCUGGGUCCAUUUGUUCCUAACUGUAUUCCAAGUGAUGCAAAAUUGCAGAGAUCAAGCUAUAUGGGACCUCCCAGUAACAAGAUGAUGAUAAAUUCAUACACAUACAUGAGAGGACAGUUAGAAGUUGGUGUAACAGUAACAGCUAAUACAUGUGUUCCAGUUGGAGAGAUGGUCAGUGGUCAAACUGGAAAUGAAUUUGUAAUACAGAGUGUAGGUUUCAGUAACAUUACUCCAGGAAUAAGCAAGGCUGAUUCAUUUACUCCACCCACCAACUGUGUGAACAGUCCUAUUGUUCAAGCUAACUUGAUUCCAAUGCAAGGCCGACUUUUGCGGAGAUAUUUAGAUUUAUUGCCAUAGGCAGCUUUUAUAUGUUGAUCAUUGUGCACUUCAAUAAAUAAAAUAUAACACUUGUCAUUUUUAAAACAUAUUGUAAUUUUUCAAAAUAAACUAAAUUUUGUGUGUGA
Messenger RNA from Mytilus californianus (California mussel), 776 nucleotides. RefSeq lists its product as uncharacterized. Gene Ontology annotation, biological process: cell-matrix adhesion. Gene Ontology annotation, molecular function: calcium ion binding. Gene Ontology annotation, cellular component: lysosome; extracellular region. Lineage: Eukaryota; Metazoa; Mollusca; Bivalvia; Mytilida; Mytilidae. The transcript is spliced from 6 exons. The record is from RefSeq and is a predicted model, not a curated record. Bases 16 to 669 code for a protein of 217 amino acids.